This is a messenger RNA of Penicillium taxi, 3132 nucleotides long. It is a transcript of the gene cym1, whose product is annotated as pitrilysin family metalloprotease cym1. Gene Ontology annotation, molecular function: metal ion binding. The record is from RefSeq and is a predicted model, not a curated record. The transcript has a single exon. The coding region runs from base 1 to 3132 and encodes 1043 amino acids. Gene Ontology annotation, cellular component: mitochondrial matrix. NCBI's taxonomy places the organism in Eukaryota, Fungi, Ascomycota, Eurotiomycetes, Eurotiales, Aspergillaceae. Gene Ontology annotation, biological process: protein processing.
AUGUUACGCUGCUCAGCCGGUCUCCGCAGGGCCGGAGCCCCUGCCUUAUACCAACGCUCUAAGCUCUGUUCAACAUUUCCUUCUGCGCAUACCUUCACAAGAGCCGCAUCGACGGUGACAGAUUUGAGCAGCUUCCCGGAUAUUGGCGAAAAGCUCCAUGGCUUCACUGUCCAAGAGAAGAAACAUGUUCCGGAACUCCACCUCACAGCGGUGCGAUUAACCCACGACAAGACUGAUGCAGACUACUUGCAUGUGGCCAGAGAUGAUAAGAAUAAUGUGUUCGGAAUUGGUUUCAAGACAAACCCUCCGGAUGCUACAGGUGUGCCUCAUAUUCUAGAACAUACAACGCUAUGCGGUAGUGAAAAGUACCCCAUUCGCGACCCAUUCUUCAAGAUGCUUCCUCGAUCUCUCUCAAAUUUCAUGAACGCCUUUACCUCCUCAGACCACACUACCUACCCUUUCGCCACAACGAACGCCCAAGAUUUCCAAAAUCUCCUUUCCGUAUACCUUGACGCCACCCUUCAUCCAUUGCUCAAAGAGGAGGAUUUCCGACAAGAGGGAUGGCGACUGGGCCCCGAAGAUCCACAGGCUCUUCUGACGACACCAGAGAAGAAGGCUGAGCUGGAAGACAUCGUCUUCAAGGGAGUUGUAUACAACGAGAUGAAAGGACAAAUGUCGGAUGCCAACUACCUCUACUAUAUACAAUUCAAGGAAAGCAUCUUCCCAGCCAUGAACAACUCGGGAGGUGACCCAGAGUACAUUACGGAUCUCACCCACAAACAACUGUGGGAUUUCUCUAAGCGCAACUACCACCCUACCAAUGCCAAGAUUCUGACUUAUGGCGACAUGCCAUUGACCCGCCACUUGGAGCAGGUCGGUGCUGUCUUGGAUGGAUUUAAGAAGGGACAGGCGGACACUGACGUGAAGCUGCCUAUGGACCUGAGUAAUGGACCAGUGAAUGUGACGGUCCCUGGACCUAUCGACACAUUUUCCAGCGAGGACAAGCAGCACAAGACUUCUACCUCCUGGUACAUGGGCGAUUCUACUGAUAUUGUGGAAACCUUUUCCGUCGGACUUGUGUCUUCUCUCCUUCUUGAUGGCUAUGGGUCACCUAUGUACCGUGCUCUGGUUGAGAGUGGAAUUGGUUCUGGUUUCACUCCAAAUACGGGUAUCGAUCCUUCUGGCAAGAUUCCAAUUUUCUCGGUCGGUGUUACUGGUGUCAGUGAAUCCCAGGCUCCUUCAAUCAAGGAAACCAUUCAGAAUACCCUCCGAGAGUCCGUCUCGGCUGGAUUCAGUAAGGAGAAAGUCCAGGGCUUCCUUCACCAAAUGGAGCUUGCUCUACGUCACAAGACUGCCAACUUUGGUAUUGGAGUCAUACAGAAGACCAUCGCAUCCUGGUUCAACGGGUCUAACCCGAUGAAGGAACUGGCUUGGAACGAUGUGGUUGACGAGUUCAAGAGACGAUAUGAGAAGCCGGGCUACUUGGAGUCGUUGGUGGAGAAGUAUCUCCUCAACGACCGCUGCAUGACAUUCACAAUGGUCGGUACCCCGACAUUUAACACUGAUCUGGAUAAGAAGGAGGCUAUUCGCAAGGAUCAGAAAUUUGCUCAGCUCGUCGAAGAGCAUGGCUCGGCUGAGAAUGCCAUUGCUAAGCUCAGUGAAGAAGAGUUGCAAUUGCUGAAGGUCCAGGAAGAUGCACACAGUGCUGACCUCAGCUGCCUUCCUUCCUUGCGGGUGAAGGACAUCUCAAGGGAAAAGGAGCGGAAACCAGUGCGCGAGUCGAAAAUUGAUGACAUCGACCUGGUUUGGCGAGAGGCCCCUACCAACGGCCUGACCUAUUUCGAAGCCGUAAACGCGUUCGAAGAUUUGCCAGACGAUCUUCGCCUGUUGAUGCCGCUUUUCAACGACUGUAUCAUGCGAUUGGGUACAGCGAGCAGGUCAAUGGAACAGUGGGAGGACUUGAUCAAGCUAAAGACUGGAGGUAUCUCGACAUCGUCUUUCCUCGUGUCGUCCCCGACUCACCUGAAUGAGUUCAAGGAGGGCCUGAACUUUUCCGGAUUUGCUAUCGAUAAGAACAUCCCUGAAAUGCUGGAAAUGCUUUCUGCGCUUGUCUUGGAGACUGAUUUCUCGAGCCCCGCAGCACCGGGAAUGAUUCAAGAGCUCUUGCGACUGACCACAAAUGGUGCGCUAGACUCCGUUGCUGGAACUGGUCAUAGAUACGCGGUCAACGCUGCAACUGCAAAUCUCUCCCGGAGCUUCUGGGUCCAGGAACAACAGUCUGGACUGGAGCAAUUGCAAGCCACAGCAAAUCUCCUUCAAGACGCAGAGUCAUCUCCAGAGCGUCUCCAAGAAUUGAUUCAAAAACUGCGUCUGAUCCAGUCAUUUGCGCUCUCCAAGACCUCCAACCUCCGUGUUCGCAUGGUUUGCGAGGCGGAAAGUGCUGCUCGCAACGAGUCUGUUCUGCAGAAGUGGAUUGUUGGCCUACCACAAGUCCGUUCGCCAAGCGGCAUUUCCGGCACGUCCACCUUCAAGUCCGUUGAGAAGGCAUUCUACGAUCUUCCCUACAAGGUCUACUACUCCGGUAAGGCCAGUCAGACUGUUCCUUUCGUCGAUCCUUCCAGCGCACCGCUCACAGUGCUGUCCCAACUUCUCACUCACAACUACCUGCACCCUGAGAUCCGAGAAAAGGGCGGUGCAUAUGGCGCUGGUGCGAGCAAUGGACCCCUCAAGGGCGUAUUCACAUUCAUGAGUUAUCGGGAUCCCAACCCUCUCAACUCGAUGAAGGUGUUCCAGAAUAGUGGUGCCUUUGCCAGGGACCGCGCGUGGUCGGAGCGGGAAAUUGAGGAAGCGAAGCUCGGCAUCUUCCAAGGCCUUGAUGCGCCAGCGAGUGUUGAUGGGGAGGGCUCUCGUUAUUUCAUGAGCGGCGUCACCCAUGAGAUGGACCAGCGCUGGAGAGAGCAGGUCUUGGAUGUGACAGCCAAGGCUGUCAACGAGGUGGCUGACCGAUUCCUAGUGAACGGCUCCAAGUCAGCCAUCUGCGUGCUCGGAGAGAAGAAGGACUGGGCCGGGUCUGACUGGGAAGUGCGGAAGCUGUCUCUGGGUCAACAACCCGAGCCGAUUCCAUCCGAGUAA